AUGCUGCCCCUAUACGGGACCGGCAAGAGGAAGAGCCCCCCCAAUGUAAUGAGUUUCUUUGGCGGAGCCUAUUCCAAGGGGAUCUUCCAAAGUGGAAAGGUUGGCGAUGUCCCUAAGGCAGACAAGGGGGGAAACCUCCCCCAUGUGCGCAAUGCACAAGGAUGGAGCGCUCCCAUGGAUCAAGUUCAAUACGUACAAUAUGCAGAGUACGAAGAUGACGUAACCUGGUUGGGGUGUCUAAACUGGUAUAUAAACCGGUCGCCCAAACAAAGGAUCGCGAUUAACGCAGCAGUGUUGCUCGCAUUCGCAACAGCAACGUAUGCAACAUAUCAAACGGUUGACAAUGUGAAGACCGUGUGCUUAGUCGGGCUAUCCCUCUAUAGUGCGUUCUUCCUGUUAUUCGCCCUGCACAUGUUGAGCUCUGUGUUGAAGGACGAAUACGACGCGUACAGCAUGGUGGGGGUGAGCAACGGUUGGAAGGGUGACCAUUCCAAGGACCCCGUGACGACCCACCAGGCACGCGUCAUGGCCGAACAUAUCGGUCUUCCACAUAAGAAGAGCGAAACGAUGCAACCGAAUGAUGGUAACAGAGGAGGGGAGGGACGGAUUGAGGCGGCCCAUGGCGCGGCUUCCUACGAUGCGGCUUCCCAUAACGUGCUGGACCGCACCCUGGGAGCGACGCACGCUGGAUACGAAGUACUCUCCCUGGAAGACAUAGCAAAACCGAUAAAGGAGGGAUCAGAAGGAUUUUUCGCAGUGCAAUACAAUUCGAUUUUUAAAAUAUCUGUAGCGUUUACGACGUUUCUGCUGCUUCUUUACAUGGUGAGAGGAGACUACACAAAAUUGCCCCGAGAGAAAAGCAGCAUAGUGGAGGGUACUACAGACAAAUACAUAGUAAUAUCACCCUUUGCCUACAGCAUAAUAACCUCCAUUUCAUUUCUCCUUGGAGCUAGCUGCAGCUCUGUAGCAGCGUAUAACGGCAUUUAUGUAGCCGUCCGGGCCAAUGUCCGUGUGGCAAAAGCGUCCACUUAUUCGUAUAGGAAAGCUUUGAUGACCUGUUUUAGGAGCGGGGCAAUCAGUGCCAUUGUGAACGUGGCGCUUGCUAUAUUUGGUAUCUGCUGUUUACUAGUGUUAAUAAACAUUUUAUACCCCUCCUUGUCGUUUGUAAAAUAUCCCCUACUGAUUGUUGGCUACGGGUUCGGAGCUUCUCUAGUAGCCAUGCUGUAUCAGCUAGCUGGAGGUAUAUACACGAAGGCAGCCGAUAUAGGUGCCGAUUUAGUCGGGAAGGUAGAGAAACAUAUUCCAGAGGAUGAUGCGAGGAACCCAGCUGUUAUUGCAGAUCUGGUUGGAGACAACGUAGGUGACUGUGCAGGUCAGUGUGCAGAUUUGUUUGAAUCGAUAUCCGCGGAGAUUAUUGCAUCUAUGAUUUUGGGAGGAACCUUAUGUGAAAAUGGAAUCAUUUCUGAGAAAAGGGCUAACUACUUUGUUCUCUUCCCCCUGUUUGUCCACUCCCUGGAUUUGCUCGUUUCCACCAUUGGGGUGUACCUUGUUCGGACCAGGAGUGACUACGCAGGCGCUCCAGUGGGAAAGGAGAAUCGCCAUAAUAUCAAGCGCCACGUGGGAGCGGAGCAGUGCACCCAUCUUAAUAACACAUCCUACAGUGGAACAAUGCAGAAUUGUGCAGAUGUGAACGUACACAGUGCAAAUGGAGACACAGCAUUGUCGGCCCUGAGCUGGGACCGUAACAAAGAUGACGAACUAGAGAUAAUAAGCGCAGAUUUAGAGAACCCACUAAAGGUGAUGCUAAGAGCGUAUGUUGUUACUUGCCUCCUCGCCAUGGGUGGUUUUUUUUUCUUCUGCAAAAUGUUGUUUUUCUUGGGGGAAGACUGCCCAAAUGAUUAUUCGUGGGUCUACCUGUCCUUAUGUGGACUCGUUGGUAUGAUUUGCUCUUACCUGUUUGUGCUGCUAACCAGAUACUACACAGAUUACUCCUACCCGAAGGUGAGAAAGAUAGCUCAUGCGUCUUUAAGCGGACCAGCUACUAACAUAAUAACAGGUCUAUACGUCGGCAUGGAAUCAACCUUCCUCCCCACGAUCGUCAUUUCGGUUUCUCUUCUGGUUUCCUACUACCUAGGAUUAGCAAGCAACCUGACUGGAGAUGGGCGUGCUAUAAAUGGGCUCUACGGCACAUCCGUGGCCACGAUGGGGAUGCUCUCCACAGCAGUUUUCAUUUUGAGCAUGUCUAAUUUUGGACCGAUAGCAGACAAUGCAGGUGGAAUUGUAGAGAUGUCGAAUCAGCCUGAACACGUUCGAUUCAUUACAGAUAAAUUAGAUGCAGUUGGAAAUGUAACCAAGGCAAAUACAAAAGGGUACAGUGUUGGUUCUGCUGCUCUGGCAUGUUUUUUACUCUUCUCUGCCUUUCUUAGUGAGGUUUCUCUCCAUGCGAAGACCCCUUUUACUACAGUCGAUAUUGCCUUGCCAGAAGUAUUCAUUGGGGGGAUUCUAGGAUCCGUUGUGGUGUUCCUUUUCGCUAGCUGGUCCUUAGAUGCAGUUGGAAAUACAGCCGAAGAAGUUCUCAAAGAAGUGCGCAGACAGUUUAAUGAGCACCCGGGCAUUCUCACCUAUGAUGAAAAACCAGACUAUCACACCUGCGUUUCAAUUAUUAGUAGGAAGGCACUGAUCGAGACGAUUAAGCCGGGGCUUCUCGCACUAUUUGCACCCAUCAUAAUUGGGUUGCUUUUUAAGCAAAUUGGAAAUUUCCGAAAUAAUGGCCUGCUAGGGGCACAAGUCAUUGCUUCGUUUAUUAUGUUCUCCACGUCGACCGGCAUUUUGAUGGCUCUCUUUCUCAACAACGCCGGGGGAGCAUGGGACAAUGCAAAGAAGUACAUCGAGUCUGGUUUCUACGGAGGGAAGAACAGCCCUGCCCAUGUGUCCAGCGUAAUUGGCGACACUGUGGGCGAUCCCUGCAAAGACACCGCGGGUCCCUCCAUCCACGUCCUCAUCAAGUUGAUUUCGACCAUCACCAUGGUAAGUUCAGUGCGGUAG
Messenger RNA from Plasmodium inui San Antonio 1, 3045 nucleotides. RefSeq lists its product as hypothetical. The transcript has a single exon. Gene Ontology annotation, cellular component: membrane. Gene Ontology annotation, molecular function: inorganic diphosphate phosphatase activity; diphosphate hydrolysis-driven proton transmembrane transporter activity. The coding region runs from base 1 to 3045 and encodes 1014 amino acids. The record is from RefSeq and is a predicted model, not a curated record. Lineage: Eukaryota; Apicomplexa; Aconoidasida; Haemosporida; Plasmodiidae. Gene Ontology annotation, biological process: proton transmembrane transport.